Leptosia nina is the source of this 2259-nucleotide messenger RNA. The record is from the annotation of a GenBank genome assembly. Lineage: Eukaryota; Metazoa; Arthropoda; Insecta; Lepidoptera; Pieridae.
AUGUAUAAAAUAAUACGUCUACUGGUGCCGAUUAUUCUAGUCGAGAGUUCCUUAGUUCGCGACUCAUACUUUGAUAGAAAUAAAAUUACAGAAGAAUACUGCCCAAAGAGUGAGCACUGCGAAGAAGGUACUCAUGUUAUGUGCAUGUACUAUAACCCGAAAGAACUAAUGGGCAGACAAUGCCACGACGUAAAGGACGUCCAGAUAAGAAGAAAAGAAGCAGCGCGGCUAAUGGAAUUGUCUAAUGCAAUAAGAGGCAACAUAGCACGAGGAAAAGAAACAGGCAAAGAUGAAGAACUUCUACCGCGCGCUUACGGAAUGUAUAGACUGGAAUGGGACGAAGAGCUAGCUUCAUUUGCUCAAGUCUUAGCGAAUCAAUGUCUUUUGAGACAUGACCUUUGCAGGGCAACUAAAAAGUUUCCAGAACCAGGUCAAACGACCGGUGUGUACAGGUUCACAUAUCCAGAUUGGUAUAGCAUAACAGGGAACAGUACUUUUCCACCUGGGCUCUCUGAUGAAAAGCUGAUUCUUAGCAUCAGCCACAUCAUGCAAUCUUGGUAUCUGCAGAAGUCGUUCAUCACACCAGACAUGAUAUUGAGCUAUCCCAACUGGUCUGAGCAUAUGGACAAAGUGGGUGGAAAACUAUACUUGGAGAUGAUUUCAGGCGACGCGACGCACAUGGGCUGUGGCAUAUCGGCAUAUGCGCAAUAUGCUUAUCAUGCCAACAACGCCGAUUUGAGUUACAAUAACAUUCAACUUGUAUGCAAUUAUUCAGCGCGGCCCCGCAAAGGAAAGCCGCUUUACAACACCAAACCCCCAACGGACUCCGAUAUUGGAUUCACGGUUCGAUGCGGUUGUCCUAUCGGUUAUGAUGAAGACUAUAACUGUUUGUGCUACCCAAGUAACCGGGGACUGUCUAAAACCUGUGACGGGGAUAGGUGCAAGCCUUCAGUAGUUCUUUUACCGAUAUUCACAGUUGAAGAUGCGCCUGCGCAUAAAAUGAUUCACUCGAAUGGGCCCGAAAACGCCCUGAAUAUUCAAGAUUCUUUUGAAAUUUUAGAUAAAUUUGAUAAAUUCAAUGGAAAAUCAAGAAAGGCUCUCACUCUAUUUGAUGAAUCAUUGCGUGUAACUGAAAAGAGUAACUUUGUAGGACAAACAGACGUCAGGCGUAGAUAUUUUGAAAAACCGAAAAAUAAAUCUUACGGUUACACAAAGUCACCGAUACGAGUGGAGAUUCCUGCAAAAAGUAAGAUUAGAAACAAGCCAAGUAUAUUCACAAGAUCCGCAACAUUCGUACUACCCACAAGAAGAACGAAAAUAAAAUCAUCGAUGUUACCACCUCUUUUAAAAAAGGAUGUUAUUCCACGAAAAGACUUUUCAAGUGUCCAGAAGCUCGUCACUACAUAUUUAAGCAGAAGGCGGAAAAACGGAAAUUUUGACGACGCUGAUAAGAAUUUUAACUCAACACUGCACUACAACGAUCAAACAACAGAGAAAUAUACAAAAACUACAAUAAGUAGUAUAAAAUUUAAUCAAUAUUUAAAUCAUAAAGACUAUGAUUUCGUAAACGUUACAGACAAACCUGUCGAAACCUAUGAAAUGAAAGAAGAUAAGAAAGUAAUAAACUUGCUAGAUGACUUACAAGCACAAGUGAAACACAUUGAUUUUGACAGAAACGAAAAAGAAAUAUUCGAUGCCAAGUUGCGCCAAAUAUAUAGUUCUUUAUCGAAAUAUCCAAAAGAACGCGCAGACCCUGAAUUUGAUAUAAGCAAUGUUACUUUAAGAAGACACAAUUACAAAAUGUCUGAUCAAUUUUCAAUAAGGAAUAGCGAAAAUGAAGAAAAGUACUCUCAAUUAAAUCGUAAGAGACAAUAUGAUAAUUCGUUCAACGAUCCGAUAGAUCGAUAUAAUCAUCAUAAAGACUCUCAAGUUACCGAGACCAAGUACAAAAAUAUGUACGGCAUAAGACGGAAAAAUAAGGAUUUAUAUAAACGACCCAGUGUGGAUGAGAUGAGGGGAAAUUACUAUUUAAAAAAGGAUAACGAUGGACUUCUGAGUAACGAUAGACGAAAGUUCUACCAAGAAAAACUUGACGAUCUUGAAAAAAAAUUACAGAGAAUGCGGAGUAACUUUCGAAGAAAAAAUACAAUGAGUGAUAAUCGUCACCUCAGACCUGUAAGGCCAGCAGUUGAAAGAAGAUUAGAAGAGAGCAGUGCAUUUUAUUUACCGGAUAGAGCUAGAUUUUUACAUGGAUUUUGA